AGAGUAGCUAGUGUUGUUGUUAAGGGAGUAAAAUAGCGAACUAUUCUAUAUCAUAUCAAGACUAAGAUUUGUCGAUGAUUAGUACUUCAUACCGCUACAGAUUGCAGAUGACAUCAUGUAGUUGAUGUGUCUACAGCAGAUUGAUCUGGUAUUGUCUUGGUGGAUUACUGUGUAAGACAACUCAGUCAAGAUUUCUAAAAUAAAACGUCAACCCAAGAGAGUUCGCCUUAGUGCAAGCACUAAUGGUGAUGGCGGCCAUGGACUCUGACGAUUCCUUGGGGAGCCCCCCUCCCAAGUCAGGCUCCCAGUCCAAGAGGGAACAAAAAAGACGCCCCAAGCCUAAAGAUGGCACCAUGCUGUUCUGUGGGGUGUGUGGGGAUAGGGCCCUGGGGUACAACUUUGACGCCAUCAGUUGCGAGUCCUGCAAGGCUUUCUUCAGGAGAAAUGCUCUCAAGGCUAAGACGUUUUUACCUUCUCCAUUCCAGCCCUUUACCUGUAGCUUUGAAGGAAAUUGUAAACUGGACGCGCACACACGCAAGUUCUGUUCUGGAUGCCGGUUAAAAAAGUGUUUUUCUAUUGGGAUGAAAAAAGAAUGGAUCUUAAAUGAAGACCAGUUAGUGAAACGUAGACAGCGCCAGCAGACGCGCCAGCUUCAGCAGUCCCCUGGCGGAGGCUCCAACUCUGAGAUCCAGCCCUGCUCCUCCACAUCAAACGAUCUGAUGGGCGAGGACAGCGGGAUGUCCUACCUCCACCCCGGGCAGCUCCCUCUCCCCCGCCACCCCCACCUCAUGUCCACCGGCCAGAACGGCGGUGACAGUGAUUUCAUGACACUCAACCCCUACUACGACUCCCGCUCUUCUUCAACCUCCCCACUCAAGCGCCACUACAUGAGCUUUGACGGCUCCGCUUCCCCCACGUCAACAAGCUCCCCCCCAUCACAUAUCCCACACCACAUGGCGCCGCUGAUGCCGAACCCCCCUCUACCACACCUGCGCACCCACACCCUGGAGCCUGUCACCAAGAUCCCUAAAGUUGAGUACUCCUCCGACGAGGACGACUACUACUAUGGAAGCGCUUCCAACAGUGUCAACCCGCUGAGCGAGACCGUCUGCUCGUCCGACGAACUCACUAACAGCUCGUUCGUCAAGUCUGAGAUCUCGGAUCCAGUGGAAGAGAACGAGGACUACAGCAUCCCCCUGCACCCACAGAUAGACAGCAGCCUCAAGGAGCUGAGUAAGAUCUACGACGAGAUAUUUGAAGCUGCUUAUACCCCAGACCAGGUCCCCAAGUUGACGGAGAAACCCAAGACAGCCAGUCAGCUCUUCAACAUGACUGACAUCUUUAUACGACGUCUGAUUAGAUUUGCGAAGCAUAUCCCAGAAUUCAAGAGCCUGUCACAGACUGACCAGAUUCAUUUACUCAAGGGCGGUAUAAUGGAAAUGUUCGUCCUGCGCUCAGCAAUGGGAUUUGACUCGAAGAGCAAUGGAUUUAAAUUUAAAAUGCUACAAGGCUCAAACCCCGACGCCCCUAAAUUAGAAGGCAAGGUGGACUCGUCAGUCAUCAACAGCACCUUGGGCAGCUCAAUGUUCAUCCAGCACAUCACAUUUGUUAGACAACUUCUAGAAGUUUCUGGCAAGGAUAGAACGGUGCUCAUGCUGCUGUUUAUCAUAGAACUCAUGUCCCCUGACAGGGCCCAUCUGGUGGAGACCAAGCAGGUUAUGCAAAGCCAAAAGCGGCACUCCAUGUGGCUGAAAGCUUACCUCGAGUCCGUGCAUACGGUCGCCAAAGCUAACGCCGUGUACCCCAAACUUCUGGAGAAGUUACAGGACGUACGGAACUUGGGUCAGGAAAGCUGUCAAAUGGCGUCGCAUUUGGACAUAACAAAUCUAGAACCCCUGCUGGUCGAGGUGUUUGAUCUGAACAGAUGAGACCACCAGACAUAGGGGAAAAUUUGGCUUUUUGAUAUUUCUAACGGAAACAGUCUCAAGUUUAGCCUGCUUUUGUACAAAUAAAACCAUGUUGAGCUGUGAAAUACUCAGAUGUGUCGUCCCAGGGGCGCUGAUAUCCCCGGGGGAUCCUACAUUGAAGUGGGUUUGGUUGCCGCAGCAUACACCAACCUCGUUUACCUCUUCUGUUGUUUCAGUUUUUUUUUCUGUUUAAAAAAAAAAAAACUACGAAGAUACAUUUUUAAAAACUAUUUGGUCAUGUGACAUUUCAAACUUUUUUCAAGACCUUGCAGUGAUGUAUAAAGUGCAUAAUUCUUGCCCAAGGACAUCCGAACUAUAUGGAUCGAGUUUAUUAAUGCCUUAAAGUGAUUUGACAGCUUUUAAUGUUUGUGCUAAAAAGGGUUUGUGUUUUAGGUAGUUGGUUGUUGUUUUUUUUAAAUCCGAGAUUUUAUGUCUGGCUCUUCUCUCUGUAAGCCUACAGUCCAGUAUCAACAGCCUAUGGAGUGACCAUGUACUGUAGCCAUGCAUUUGAUGCAGACAGUGCGCAAUGCUGUGGUGGACUAGAGCAAGAAAUCUAGAUUUUGAUAUCACUGUGUAGGUCCUUACCUCAGUCAUGUAUUGUGUAGGUCUAUACCUCAGUCAUGCUUUAUGUAGGUCCUUACCUCAGUCAUGCUUUAUAUAGGUCCCAUAAUAUCCAUAAGGGUUUUGUCAUCCAAUUUUUUUUAUGUUGUUCCAAUCUUCAUAUUUAACCAUUUUUUCUAACCCCCUUUUAUUAUAGUUUGCUAACAUUUGCAUGAACUAAGAAAUAACACUUAAUAUUUUACUAUAUUAUUAAUUAAAUACAUUAUCAUAAAUUUUAAGAUGGACAACCUUUAACUCAUUCAAUGUAAUCAGACUUUUGACUAAAAACACAUUUAUAAAUCUAUAUAAGUUAAGGUUUUAACCCAAUUUCUAAAAAUUAUUGUAUGUUUAUUGGUGCUUGCCAAAGUGGUAUGUAUGACGUGAGGUACCCACUGUUGUCUGUUAUAAACUGCAUAGCCACAUGGUUUGAUAUUAAUGAGUAGUGCCACAUACAUUGGCUGUGCAUUGGUUUGCCUUUCCUUUCGCUGAGAUAUUCACAAACCUCACUGCCACCCUAUUAGUUAAAUCAGUGAAUCUGUAGAGCUACAUCAAGAAAUUUUUCUAAACUCCAAACUGGUCAAUGUAUUCAUUUUGGCAAUAUUUUUCCCAUCCAAGUUUCAAACAUUGUUACCUACUUUAAGAAAAAAUAUUUAAAAUUUUUAGCUCGUAACAAUAUAACAUGGAUUUAAUUCUGAUUCUGUCAAGUCUGAUAACAUUGGCUAAUAUUUUUAGUGAUGUUAUCGUUAAAAAGAAAUUAAUUUUAAAAUACUUUUAUGAGUAGUGCUGGUCAUUCCUAGUGGUUCAACAGUGAAGGUCAAGAAAAUGAGUUGACAAAACUCUACUAACAAGUUUAGAUUUUUUUUUGGUUGUAAACAUUGAAGAGAUGUCAAAUAAAGUUUGUUAUGGUUUAGUGCUGUAGAAAGGUGAAGUUCUGUGCCAUACAUUUUCAGUGCCUAAUGAAUGAAGAGAGAACUAGCUGUUUGGGUUCCUAAUCUAUCCUUAACUUUCCUGUAGGAAGGUAGAAGCUGUUAAAACACUGCAAUGUGUGACAUGCUUGCUAAAAGGUGUAAUCCAGUUCAAUAAAACCUUUCCCAUACAUUUUACAAUGCAUUAGUUAGAUGAAACUUAUCCUAAAGUUUACCUAUCCCAGGGUCCCUUAGUUAAAACAUUUGACUCCAAAUGAUUCAACUCUUCGCCUGAACUCAGUUCUUAAAGCUUUCACAGCCAAACCUCCAUGCCAUCUUUAUAAAAUAAAACAUUGAUUAAUUAUUAAUUGUACAUAAAUGUUGCAUCUUAUACCUCAAAGAUUAAUGACUAAACCUGUACAAUGAGAUAAUCUAUAAAUGUCUAUAAGAUGUUAUUUCCCCUCACCACGUUGUUUAACUUAUAACUGUGGUAUGGCUUUCAAUAUACCGGUAUUUAUGUCAUGUAGUUUUGCCUACAUCAUAUUAUGUUAAUUAUGCAUUGGCUUGAUACGUUUGAUGUUUUCAUGCACAAAUCUCGGUGCGGUUCAUCCCUCCUGUAUGUUAAAAACAUCACAACUUUGAUCUCUUAUGUUACUGUCUUGUCUAACUUUAAUAUUGUGGUUGUGUCUGUAAAUAAUAGCAAGAGAAAAAAAAAUUACAAGUCAAGGCAGUUGUUUUUGGAAAGUAUCCAUGGCAACACCCUCUGUUUACAGUGCUACAUCAGAGACCAAUUUACCCUGCUCAUCUCAUCAACUGCUCAAAAAAAUCAUUUUUUUUUUCUCCAAUCAACUUUUUCCUUACUUCAGCCUAUUAAUAAAUUAUUAAAUUUUUAAAGUGAAAUCAUUCAGUUCUUUUAAAAAAUUUACUGUACACAUUAACUGUAGCAUUGUAAAAAGUUAAAUAUUUGUUUUAUUCACUACUUGCUAACUUAUCUUUUUGUUUAACUAAAGUGUGUCAUUGCUUUCUGCUUCAUUUUGUUAUUAAACUUUUCACAUUUUACUAUAACUAGCGGGUCCUAAUUCAUAUUCAUAAUUUUUUAUUGAUUCAAAUUAGAAUGAAGAAAACAGCUUUUACACUAUAACACUAAGAAUGAAUCAGCAAUUUCUUACACUAGAUGGUGUCAGGUUUGAUUGGUCUGUUUCUCCAUUUUUUUGUCAACACAUUUAAACUGGAUAACAUUUUUUUCUUGGUAUAAAAAAUAUCUGGAAAAAAAAAUCUCAUUAAAUCAUGCUAGCUGUACUGUUUUCAUUUGAAAUGAUAUAACAAUUUUGUUACUGUUCUAAUAUUUGUUCCUAUACUAUCUGUAGCCAAGUUUUUAAUGUUUUCAUGUAAAUUUGUUAUUUUUAAUUUGUUGACAGUGGUUAUUGUUGAAGUAUUGAAUUUACUGAACAUGUUGGUGUCAUUUUGUAGAUAGGCUGUGUUAGAUUUGAUAUGGAAAACAUCUUUUUAACUAAUAUACAUUGCCUCCUGUAUAACCCAUCAUUUUGUUUUGCUAAAGUGACUACACAUUAUUUACAUUUAAUUUUUAUACACUGUUUUAGAGGUGUCAGAUUUGUUCUAGAUGAGAUUAUACCUUGUUACUGUUAAUGUACUGUUUAUUGAGGGAGUUGGUUUUAGUGCUGAUGUAUUUUGUCAAGCCUAAAUUGAAACCUUCCUGCAACAAUUCAGUUCUUUGUUGGUGUGUUUUAAAAAACUUUAUUUAUUUUGGAAAGAUAAUUGGUAUUUACAAUUUUUAAUAAAGGGAGACUAAUUUUUAACAUUUUCAAUAUAUUAUUUUGGUAUACAAUAAAGCAUGUUAACAUUUUUAAAUAUUAUUUUGGUGUACAAAAAAAAAUUUAAAACUCUGUGUUAACCUUUAAAGAAUGUUCGACAGAAUUUUUCAGCCUUUAAACUGUGAUAGAAAACUGAACUCUCUUGAACCUUGUUUUUUUUUUUUUUAGCAUGGCAAUUAACAAAAUGGCAAUCUGUAUGUACAUUUAUUCUUAGAAUUGUCCCUUGUUAAUUUUUAUAUCACCACAGAGAAUAAGCACAUAAGUUUAGUCAUCACUUCUCAGCUGAAAAUAAUUACACGUAAAUGGUUGCUAUUUUAGACUACUGACUAUUUCUUGGGCAAACACUUUUAUAAUUUUUUACAUAAAGUUUCAAGCAUUUUUCCAACUAUAAUUCACCGAAUGAGGGUAUAAAAUAGAACAAUUUAAAAAAUUUUCUUAGGUUCGAUUAUUUCAUAACCACAUACAUAGAAAAAUAUUUCUCUUUUCUUAUAAACUCAUAGCAAACGAAUAAGAAUAUGAAUGUAUCAUUUGCUUGUAAAUUUUAGCGUAACACACAUGUGAUGCUGGUUCAAUACAUAAAGUAGCCGAGCCUGUCUUUUAAUUCAGUACAUCAAAAACUGGUUAGUGUCAAGUAAACUUUUAUCAGAUAGUGAAACUGUUUCAUCAGCUUAAACUUGAUUUUUUUUUUUAAAACUGUAAACUUUUUUG
Physella acuta is the source of this 6012-nucleotide messenger RNA. RefSeq names its product nuclear hormone receptor HR96. Gene Ontology annotation, biological process: cell differentiation; negative regulation of transcription by RNA polymerase II; positive regulation of transcription by RNA polymerase II. Gene Ontology annotation, molecular function: nuclear receptor activity; zinc ion binding; RNA polymerase II cis-regulatory region sequence-specific DNA binding. Lineage: Eukaryota; Metazoa; Mollusca; Gastropoda; Physidae. The record is from RefSeq and is a predicted model, not a curated record.